Messenger RNA from Penicillium angulare, 1584 nucleotides. Its product is annotated as transporter. Gene Ontology annotation, molecular function: basic amino acid transmembrane transporter activity. The record is from RefSeq and is a predicted model, not a curated record. Gene Ontology annotation, biological process: basic amino acid transport; transmembrane transport. Bases 1 to 1584 code for a protein of 527 amino acids. The transcript is spliced from 10 exons. NCBI's taxonomy places the organism in Eukaryota, Fungi, Ascomycota, Eurotiomycetes, Eurotiales, Aspergillaceae. Gene Ontology annotation, cellular component: fungal-type vacuole membrane.
AUGAUUGAUGAAAAUACGCCACUGGCUGAGCGUCAGUCAUGUUUGAAUUACAGUGCUACCCCUAAACAGGAUGCAGAAGCGGCAAAGGAAGAGGUCCCUAUCGACCGCGUGUUUGUUUCCAUUGCUUUGCUAGGAAUGUUUUUCGCAGCAGCAGAUGACUCUUUUGUCUUAGCUACACACGGUGAAAUUGCGACCGACUUCAAACAACUUGCGUUGGGGCCCUGGAUUGUUUCAGCCUAUAAUCUUGGAUUCAUUACUACCCUGCCAUUGUACGGAAAGCUCAGUGAUGCAUAUGGGUACAAGUUGGUACUACUUGUAGCCUAUCUGAUGUUCUCGUUCGGUUGUAUUAUCAGCGGCACUGCGCCCUCAAUCUGGGUUGUCAUUGGAGGCAGAUUCAUCGCUGGCGUUGGAGCUUCGGGCAUGACAGAUCUCGUCAGCCUGAUCAUCAAUGAUCUGGCCCCGCCGAGACAAGUUGUAAUGUUGCGAAGUUAUUUUGGAAUGGCAUUCCCUAUCGGAAUCAGCAGUGGAACCGGCCUUGGUGGAAUGCUUUUGGACGCCGUCGGCUGGAGAUGGUCCUUCCUCGUCCAGGUCCCUUUCGGGCUACUCUGCUUUUUUAUUGCCAUGUGGAGACUUCCAGCACCAAAUGACUCAAGCAAAACGCAACAUGAAAUCAACAAUACUGGCAGUCGUGAACUAAAUCUGUUUGGUGUAUUCUCAUUAGGAAUCUCUGUCGCCGCAUUAACGAUACUGUGCCAUUCAAUCGGAGAUGGUAUUGCAAUCACUGUUCCUUUGGUGGUGGCAAUUUUAUCUGCUGUGGUGUACGGAUGGAAUGAAAAGUUUUGGACCAAAGUUCCGCUGGUGUCUUGGGAUGUUGUCAAGCACAACGGGAUUUGGGCGAUAUAUGCGAUACAGUUUUUUACUUCCUUUGCCGCCUUUGGUCUUCUCGCCAAUAUCAGCGAGUUUUUCACGCGAACUAUAAAUGCUACGGCUUCGUUUAGUGGAGCCACCUUCACCAUUGUAACCGUUGGCAGUAUUGUUGGAUCCGCUGUUUGGGGGUUCAUGAUACGACGCACUGGCAACUAUAAGGCAUUGGCAUUAACAUCCUGCACUAUCAAUAUCAUUGGUUUUGGUCUGCUUAUGGUUCGAUGGUCUGAAGGACCCAAGCUGUGGGAACUGGCAUACCUGGCGAUCCAUGCCAUCGGCCAUACGGGGCUUAUUACGACCCUAUUUGUUGCGAUAUCAGUGGCAGCUCCCAAAGAUUCCGGUGCCGGGCCAAUAACUACCUACUAUUUGGCUCAGCAGAUAGGAAUGGUAGUAGGCGUAACUGCCACGUCAGUAUUUACACGGAAUGUGUUCAGAAGUAAUCUCCUCGAGAGCCUCGCCAUGGAGCCGAAUGCACAGGAGAUUAUUGAAAAUAUUUUAAGGGAAAGUCGAUUUGCAUUUACACACCUGUCUGACAGACUUCAAGUGGCUGUCGCCAACAGUUACAUGCACGCAUUUGCUGCUACGCCGGGGCUCUGUGUCGCCUGCAUGUUGCUCGUUAUUCCCGCUCUUAUUUGUAUGCCACAGCUCUCCCUAGACUGA